Vitrella brassicaformis is the source of this 1991-nucleotide messenger RNA. The record is from the annotation of a GenBank genome assembly. NCBI's taxonomy places the organism in Eukaryota, Vitrellaceae.
CCGCAGGGCGCGCCACCACCCGCAACUAAAGUUGCACAGCGAGCAGUGAGGGCAUUGCUAUUGCAUGGAGGGCGGCACUCCGAUGGGGACGUCGACGCCGCAGCAGUCAGUUGCAGCAGCUGCAGGAGGGCGGCCCGGCAACCCCGUAUGAAACGCCGCCACCCAAUCGACAGCCUUAUCAGCACAUCAGGGUGCCAUCAGGAGGUGAGUGAGGAGGAGCUCGUGGGAGCGGAGGGAGGGAUGGGUGGGUGGACUGACAUAUGUGGUGAUGCCAUGCGUGUGCGGAUGUUUGUACUUGCAGUCAGCUCGUCGUGGAUGGCUCGGACAGCUCGGGGACCUUCACGUUGCCGAGGAGGAUGCAGAGGGGGACGCAGAGGACGUCGCAGAGGGGAAUGGGGAUGGGACUUGGGCUGGUUCAUGAGCCGUCGCCCCAGCCGCCGUUCGGUCCGCCCAACGCGCGCGCGGAGGCACCACCGCACAUCACCGCAGGUGCGCACAUAUGCGCGAUUGCGUGUGUGACCUAGGCAUGAUGUGAUGAGUGUGUGUUCUUUGUGCGUUGCAUGCAUUCGUGCAGAGGACCGCGCCAUGUUCAGCGCCAUGGACAGUGUGUGUGGGCAGAACCCCGGCAUGCCGGACCACGACAGAAGCGGCGAGUACAUCCACCUCACCGGUGACCACGGCCGGGAGGUCGCAUUCUGGUUCCAGGAGCAUCGCCCCCGGAACGACUGCUACGACCUCUCCUGCGGCUUUAAGGCGCUCAACAUGGCCCUGGGGUCGCUCACCCUCCCCAACCACCUCUUCAGGAAGAGGCGCUUCAACAUGCCCCCCAUCCCAUUGGCGGAGCACAUGCAAGGCCCGGUAGGUGCCGUGCUGCAAGUGAGGCAGGCAGGCAGGCAGGCCACAACAAACAGAUCCAUGCACAUUAAUGCCAUGGACGUGCUAGCCUGGAAGUCGGCGUAUGCGUUGGUGUAGUCGGCCAGCUCACGCACUGACACCUGACGGACACACCAUCACACAGAUGAUCAGACAUCCUGUCCAACGAGAGAAACAUCACAAUCAUCGCAGAGGCAGUCUCUCUCUCUCUCUCUGUGUGUGUGUGUGUGUGUAUUUAUGUAUUCAGGCGAGAGCCUGCGGUUCAGGUCAUGGCGAAUCGGCCCGACUUUCCUGUCGGUCAGCUGUUCGCAAAUUCUCGGCGGUGGGGUGGGUGUUCAAGAGCGCGUCCGAUUAGGAUCCGGGUCCUGGGUAAGUGUCCACACACGUGACACACAUCAUGCAGAGGCGGGGCGCGACGAGAAGCCCCUCGGUGACGCCUUCGAGCUCGUCAAACGGCGCAAGAAGCGCAGAGUCGCCGGUGCACAGACCAAGUAAGAAGGGAAGAAGGGACUCCGUAGAGUGGACACAUGGAUGCAUGCAUUCGUGUGUGUGUGUAUGUGUGUCUUGCAGCAGCACUCUCGGACCUUAUUGGACCGACCCCAUCCAGAUAGAGCCGGGCCUGCAGGAACGGGAUGUUGAGGUGGAGGUAGCAGCUCGGAUGGCCAAUGGAUGGCCGAUGGCUGGCUGGAUGGCUGGAGGGGAGAAAGAGGGAGAGAUAGGCACUCUGUCUGCCUGCAUUGCCGUACUGGUUGGUCGCGCCGUCCUGUACACGCCUCGGUCCCGGGCAGUCUAGGCACCUUUUUCCCUUUCUGAUGGACAUGGGCUGGGCGCACACACACGGACACACGGUGGGUGGGUACUUACUGGUCAGUCAGGAGGGCGAGAUAGAAAGGCGCUGCACACACACCACCCCCUCAGAAGGAGACAGCAUCGUUGCUUACGUUUUAUAUCAGGGUGUCUCGUCAUUCAACAAUUUCCGACAGACUUAUUAAGUGUACUCCGUGUGCGGCCAAGCUCUCUGUGCCAUAUGCGCAGCAGACACGCAAGCCAAGCUUUCUUCAACGUGAAACGGACUUUGAUGCUGCGACCCCAUCGAUGGGAUGACUGCCUUCUGCCCC